This is a messenger RNA of Fusarium vanettenii 77-13-4, 993 nucleotides long. RefSeq lists its product as uncharacterized. NCBI's taxonomy places the organism in Eukaryota, Fungi, Ascomycota, Sordariomycetes, Hypocreales, Nectriaceae. The record is from RefSeq and is a predicted model, not a curated record. Gene Ontology annotation, cellular component: nucleus; cytoplasm. Gene Ontology annotation, molecular function: poly(A) binding. Gene Ontology annotation, biological process: regulation of mRNA stability. Bases 1 to 993 code for a protein of 330 amino acids. The transcript has a single exon.
AUGUCUUCGGCUUCCUCUGCUCCCCUCCAAGCUCUGCUUAACUGCGCCCGCGAUACCCGCGCCCAGCAGCCCGAAUCCUCCUCCUCGAGGCUUGCCCUGGAUUUCCUCUGUACGACGCUCGAAGGCUCCGCGCCCCUGUUAGAUGGCCUUGACUCGGGCACUCUAUCCAUGCUCGAUAAUCACUACGACACAUGUCGUGGGGCGAUCAACUCGAUAGUCGACAUCCAGAACGACUACCAUAGGCAGAUGCAGACAGCGAGAGACAAACUGUCGCGGGCAUCGAUCCAGCUGCAGUCCGCGCUGCAGCAGACGCAGCUGAGAAGGAGAGACAUCUGUCACUAUGGAGCGGGAUGCAGACAGUUCGGCUGCGAGUAUCUCCAUCCCGACGCGCCGCCCUGCCGAAACGGUGCUACUUGCAGAGACCAACCGUGCCCCUUCAAGCAUCCCAACACCGCGCCGUGCCAGUUUGGGGGAGACUGCACAACCCCGGGGUGCACCUUUGGCCAUCCUCAAGCCGUCAAAUGUCGCUUCGGGGCAGGCUGCAAGACGCCUGACUGUAGCUUCACCCACCCCGAGCCUCCUAAAUGCCGUCAUGGAGCGGGCUGCAAGAGCAAGAAUUGCAAGUUUUCUCAUCCCGAAGCCGUUGACUGUCGGUUUGGGGCAGGCUGCAAGACGCCGGGCUGCACCUUUACCCACCCCGAUCCAAUCGACUGCAAGUUCGGGCAAGAUUGCCGUCGCAAAGAUUGCAAGUUUGCCCAUCCUCCACCGCCGUCUCCGCCUCCUUAUUCCAAGACGCCCAAGGAAGCUGAAGGCGGCUCCCCGGCGCCGAGAGGCAGACAUGGUAGAGGGGAGUCCAAGGGAAAUUUGAAAGGGAACUCCAAAGAGGUCUCUGAAGAGCACUCCAAUGAGAACUCCAAGGGCAGCCCCAAGGGCAACUCCAAUAAGCGCCGACCCAAGUCUACCGUUAUUCCAGAGAGACAAUCACGGGAAUGA